Corticium candelabrum is the source of this 811-nucleotide messenger RNA. RefSeq lists its product as uncharacterized. Lineage: Eukaryota; Metazoa; Porifera; Homoscleromorpha; Homosclerophorida; Plakinidae. Bases 38 to 682 code for a protein of 214 amino acids. The transcript is spliced from 8 exons. The record is from RefSeq and is a predicted model, not a curated record.
GUCACGAGACAGCUCGACUCAUCAGUUUGCAAACUAGAUGAUGCAAAACGCUCUGUUGUUGGUUGCUUGGGCCGUUAGCGUUGCCGCUCAGCUGGAAACUCACGUACCUUCAGUGCCAGUCGGUGUUGUAGUUCAAAACGGAACGGAAUCGACUCAUGUUCAUCUUGACGUGUUUUACGACCUGCUCUGCCCUGACUCCAAAGCCAACUGGCCGGCACUUCAGCAGUUGAUGAGCCAUUUCAAGAGCGAUUUAAGAGUUCGCAUAGUUCUUUUUCCGCUACCUUUCCACCAUCACGCCUUCUUCACUGCUCAAGCUGCCUACACUGUCGCCUCUAAAAAAGAAAGCAUCUACGCCGACUUCGUUUCUCUAAUGUUUGAGCGUCAAGCAGAGCUAAAAGUUGGCCCGGCUGUCAAUUUUACUGAAGACGAAGUUCGACAACACAUCGCAUCCAUUGUCUCAUCCGGCAACUUCGGCAUCACCUCCUCCGAAAUCAUGGCCGGAUUCGAAGAUGAUGCGGUGUACGAACGGGCUGUGCUUGAUUGGAAGCACUCUUGUGAUAGAACGAUUUCCGACACUCCUGGAUUCGCCAUCAACGGCAUCAAAGUUCCUGAAGCGGGUACGUUCUCGAUGUCUGACUGGGUCAAGGUGAUUGAGAGCCUCGUGAACAAGAAGUCGACUUAGUUGGAGAUGUGAUGUGAGUAUGCAUUGUGAUCGAAUGGUGCCUGCUAUAUAAAAGGCUUUUGGAGUGGAUAUUGUCUUGUGUAUGAGAGUGUGAGGGUUACGUUUGCAAAGAGAUAUAUGUGAAUGUCA